Messenger RNA from Caenorhabditis sp. 36 PRJEB53466, 809 nucleotides. The record is from the annotation of a GenBank genome assembly. Lineage: Eukaryota; Metazoa; Nematoda; Chromadorea; Rhabditida; Rhabditidae.
AUGUCUGCGGCUGAAACGGUACCGCCCGUCAAAGGGCUCCGUUCUUGCUACGACAAACUGCGUCGCGCCGUCGGAAACAUCCCGAUGGAAACGUCGAAAUCGACGAAACUGCAGAAUUUGUCAAGCCGUCGGAUAUCAGAGAUCCUCCCGAAUCUGUAUUUGGCAGGCCGGACUGUCUCGCAGAAUUCAGAGCUUCUCAAAGAGAAAAAUGUGACGGUAGGCGUCGGAACAGCUUCUGAAGGUCAUUCCGAAGAAGAUUGCAGACAGUAAUAAAUGUGUCGGACCGGGAAGUUCCCAAUUACCAACAGAAUCAUCCCUCAGUUCGCAAUUACAAGUUCUAUCCGAUCUCCGACACAGCCAACUCCAAGUUCGAUGAAAUUGUGGAAGAAGCCGUUCGACUUAUUCAUGUCUCCAGACUCAACGGAGGUUCUCUUUGCAGUCUUCCAGCCGACAUCUCAAUCGGUUUUUCUUCCAGAGGCCGUUCUCGUGCACUGCUUUCUCGGUGUCUCCCGAAGUGCCACUCUCGUCGCUUUCUAUCUCAUCUCGGCGUUCGAAAUGAAAUGGAAAGACGCCGUCGACUUUGUCCAUCACAGAAGGUCGUCUGUCAAUCCGAACUUUGGAUUUCUGCACCAAUUGAAGAUCUUUUCGAAUACAGUAAACUCCGUUCCUGGUUCAUCAUCCAUUAGUACUGCUUUCAGAAAGCAAAAGAGAUACGCCAACAACUGACAAGCGAACGAUGUCUCCAAAUGCGUGAAUCCGAUUGUGACGUCAUCAAAAAGUAUCUGCCUCUUGCCGUGCUCCAACUCUGA